Molecule: messenger RNA, 1965 nt
Organism: Telopea speciosissima
Lineage: Eukaryota; Viridiplantae; Streptophyta; Magnoliopsida; Proteales; Proteaceae
Exons: 8
Coding region: 94-1680 (528 amino acids)
Source: RefSeq, a predicted model, not a curated record
CUCUCUCGCUCUCUUGGUGUGUGAGAGUGACAAGUAGUCUGCAUUUGGUUUCGAUUUCACUGAUGCGGAAAGGCUUGCGGGAUUGUGGCGACCAUGCCUUUUCUAUCGAAAUCCUCCAUCCCUUCCCCCACAGAUCCUCCAGCUCCGCCAAUGGCUCACGAAAACUCCGACGGCGCAGCCGAGCGCCGUCUCAUGGAGGCCGAGGAGAGGCUGAGAGAUGCGAUUGAGGAAUUGCAGAGGCGGCAGCGCCGUGCUCGGGGGUUCCAACCGCCCUGUGAUCACGCGGAUGGGUCAUGCGUUGCCAACGCCAUUGGUAACCUCUGCCAGAGCUUCCUUCUAUCUUAUGGUGUACGUGUUGGUAUCGGGAUCCUUCUUCGUGCUUUCAAGCUCGCGCGGGGUCAGUCUUAUGAAUCCCUCCUGGAUCUCAAGCAACUUGUGUCAGAGAAGGAUCUGAUAGUGAGAGAAGAAGCUUGUCGUAUUGGGCUACUUUUUGGUGGUUUUACUGGAUCUUAUCAUGCCCUGAGAUGUUUUUUGAGAAAGUUUAGAAAGAAAGAGACUCCAUUUAAUAUAAUUUUAGCAGGUUCGGUCGCAGGAUUGUCUAUUUUAGCAUUAGACGACUCUAGUCGGAGGCGUACCCUUGCUUUGUACCUUUUGGCUAGGCUUGCCCAGUGUGCUUAUAAUUCGGCAAAAUCCAAGAACAAGUUUCACCUAUGGGGAAGCCAUUUGAGACAUGGCGAUACUUUGUUGUUUGCUUUAGCAUGUGCUCAGGUUAUGUAUGCCUUUGUAAUGCGUCCUGAGAGCUUGCCAAAGUCAUAUCAAAGUUUUAUUCAGAAGACUGGGCCAGUUGCAGCACCUGUUUACAAGGCUGUGAGGGAUAGCUGUAGAGGUGGUCCAGUAGAUGUUGUUACUCUGUCAGCUUACUUAACAAACAGAAAGGGAUCUAGCUCAGUAAAAUUGGAGGAGUUUCCUUCUAUAAUUCCUUGUUCUAUAAUACAUCCAGGCACAAACUCGUGUUUAGCUCACAAUGGUAAUGCAGCAUCUGCGACCUUCAGAAAAACGUUUCCCCUGUAUUUCUCUUUGACUUUUGUACCAUUUGUUGUUCUUCACUUACAAAAGUUUAUGAAGUCUCCAGCUUAUACCUGCUGGAAUGCUAUUAAAGGCGCUGUUCGAUCAACAACAUUUUUGUCUGCUUUUGUUGGAAUGUUUCAGGGUGUCAUAUGUCUACACAGAAAGGUGGCAGCAAAGGACCACAAACUUGUAUAUUGGAUGGCUGGCGGAAUUGCUGCUCUUUCUGUCCUAUUGGAGAAGAAAGCCAGACGUUCAGAACUGGCUCUAUAUGUUCUUCCACGAGCUGGUGACUCUUUGUGGUAUAUAUUAGUGAAUCGCAAUUUUCUGCCAGAUAUUAAAAAUGCUGAGGUGGCUUUAUUCUGUAUGUGCAUGGGAGGAAUCAUGUACUACCUAGAACGCGAGCCAGAUACAAUGGCCCCAUUCCUCAGGGGUCUGAUACGUCGCUUCCUUGCAAGCAGGAUAAGCAAUCCAGGCCCGGCCUCCAGCCGUAAUGCGUCAUAUUCAUAUCUGCAAACUCUUGAUUCCAUAAAGAAACCAAGGUUAGAAGAGAGCCAGGAUACUGGAACUUCAGCUUCUGAGAAGUACAAUCUGGAAGCCAUACCUGGACUUUAAGCAUGUCCCUCAGAGCUAUAGAACGAGUUUGGAAGGGUUUUACAUUUUACCCUUUUCUAAUUUGUAUCACUUAACAGGGCAGGAAAUUUUGCUCCAUUUAUUGAAACCCAGAAUCUGGGAAUUGUUAUUGGCCAAUUGUUUUCACAAACAGAUCCAAGAGACUUCUUUUUGGCCAUUAUAGAUUAUUUGUUCUCUUCUUGCCCUGGAUGUAUUAUACUGAAGCUGGUUUUGUGGAUAAAAUUGGUUACAGAGAAGUGGAAUAAUAAUAAAUUCUAUGGAUUUGGA